CAAAACACGUGUGGAGCCACGCUGAGGAGACAAUUACGCACCGGUGCGCACUGCGCGCCGCGAGACUCCAAAGUGGACAUUUCCAAACUUCCACAGCUAGGUAAGCAUCACUUUAACCAAACUGGAAGCUACUCAUCGACACUGCAAUGUUUUGUUUAAACUGGACGGAAUCGAUCUGUUUUUGAUCUGAAGUGAAUGGACCUGUGAUUUGGGUGGUAGAAGGAAGAAAACAUUUUGUGUGCGCUUGUCUGGAUAAAUAUACAUGUGUCAUGUCUGCGGAAAAGAAUUCAGCAGAGCCAGAAGUUCACCCUGAAAGUGAAGAAUGUCCCGGAGAAGAUUCAUUUGGCUUUGGAGAUGAUCUGGAACUGAAUCGGUUCGAUGGAUUGCCCUUUUCCUCACGGUACUACAAAUUAUUAAAAGAAAGGAAAACUCUGCCUGUAUGGAAGGUCCGGUGCCAGUUUGAGGAUGUUUUGGCCGAAAACCAACUGGUUAUUGUGUCUGGGACAGCCAAGACUGGUAGAAGUACACAGAUCCCUCAGUGGUGUGCAGAGUUCUGUCUGUCGGCCCAGUACCAGCAUGGGAUGGUGGUGUGCACGCAGACCAACAAGCAGCAGGCUGUGGAUUUGGCCUUACGCGUGGCUGACGAAAUGGAUGUCAACAUAGGCCAUGAAGUGGGUUACACCAUCCCUCUGGAGACCUGCUGCUCCUCUGACACUGUUUUGAGAUACUGCACUGAUGAUAUGUUGCUGAGAGAGAUGAUGUCAGACCCUUUCCUGGAGCACUACGGGGUCAUUAUUAUCGACCAGGCCCACGAGAGGACAGUUAGCACUGAUAUACUGCUGGGUCUCCUCAAGGACAUCUUGCUGCAGAGGCCUGAGCUCAGAGUGGUGGUCCUCACCGUCCCACCCAUGACUGACAAGCUGCUGAAACACUACGGCAGCAUCCCGCUCAUCAGUCUGGAGGCCUCGAGUCCUGCCGAGGUGGUCCACAGCAACAGCAGCAACAAGGACUACUUCUACUCAGCACUGAGGCUGGUGCUGGAGAUCCAUCGAACCAAAGAGGGAGGAGAUGUUGUUGUGUUUUUUGCUUCAGCUGAGGAGGUCCACUGUGCCUCCAGCAUCCUCCAGAGAGAAGGCACCAGGCUGGGAGGGGAGCUGGACCAACUGGUACCCGUAGUCCUGUGUCCGGGCCCAGGAGGGCUACUGCCGGUCCUGACCCAGCAAUCAGGCUCUACAAAGUCCAGGAAGGUUUUUCUCUCCACCCAGCACGGGGAGGAUGUGUGGUGGGACACGGAGUCGGUCAACUUCGUUAUUGACACAGGAGUCCAGAAAAAAAUGGUGUACAAUCCAAGAGUAAGAGCUCACUCAGAGGUACUUCAGUCCAUUAGUCAGUGUCAAGGAGACAUACGCAAGCAGCUGUCUGGACCAACAGGUAAAUGUUUCUGCCUGUAUCCGGAGGCAAACCCAUCAGAAAGCUCCCCACAGAUCCUGGAAUCCAACAUCACCCCAACGGUUCUUUUCCUAAAGCGGAUGGAGAUAGCCGGGCUGGGACAGUGCAAUUUCAUCGACAGACCAGAUCCUGAGGGUCUCAUGCAGGCGCUGGAGGAGCUGGAUUACCUUGCAGCUUUAGAUGACGACGGCAACUUGUCUGAAAUUGGCAUCAUAAUGUCUGAAAUCCCUCUGGAUCCUCAGAUGGCCAAAGCUCUGCUGGCAUCCUGCGAGUUUGACUGUGUGAGCGAGAUGCUGACAGUAGCAGCCAUGUUGUCAGCACCAAGCUGCUUCCUGGAGCCAGCUGCUGGCAUGAGCCACGAGGCAGUCCAGUGUCACAGGAAGUUCCAGCACCCUGAAGGCGACCACUUCACCCUCAUCAACAUCUACAACGCCUUCAAACAGAGCCAGAGAGAGCAAUAUUUGACUGUUGAAAAGUGGUGCCAGGACUAUUUUCUGGAUUAUUCCGCCCUUAAGACAGCCGACGCCAUUAGAUCAGAGUUGACUGACACUCUGAACAGAAUCGAGCUUCCCAUUUCUGAACCCUCCUUCGGAACCAAGACCAACACUCACAACAUCAAGAGAGCUCUGCUGGCCGGAUUCUUCAUGCAGAUUGCUCGUGAUGUGGACGGAUCAGGAAACUAUUUCAUUCUGACACACAAGCACAUGGCCCAGGUUCACCCACUCUCCAGUUAUGGGGCUCAGUCGCACAAACUGGGACUUCCAGAGUGGGUUGUUUUCAACGAGUACACUCUGUCAGAAAACAACUGCAUGAGAACAGUGUCUGAAAUUUCCCCUCAAGUGUUCAUUCAAAUGGCACCCCUGUACUUCUUCUACAACCUGCCCCCUAGUGAAAGCAAAGACAUACUGCAAGACAUGUUGGACCCAGAGGCAUCCAACAAGGAGAAGAAACUUCGAGCUGCUGCUGACGACAGCGGCUGCACAGUGGUGACGCAAACUUACGACAGAUGUGUGAUUCAGUGAAGUGAAAUCUCAAAUCUAGGUUGCAGCUCUGCAGCCAAACACAACAAUGGUUGUAAGAUCUUUUGUAGUCAGCGCGAGCCAGAGACUGAAAUAUUUAUUACACAGCUUAAAAGCUGUUUUUCAAGGUUGCAUGCACAUGACUGAAUCAUGUGAAGAGUCCAGUGAGUUGGCAUGAUGUAAAAAGUAGUAAAUAUAUCACCUUUUAUCAGCUGUGGACAACAGAUGUAGCCUUGUUGCUUUCUUUUAGUGCUAGAAGAUAGAUUUUCCCUGUCAGUUUUUUUUCCCCCUCACCUUACCCUUACUCUGCUCUCCCCAUCAACACUGGAAAUGUGCAUAUCUUGACAGUUUAGACUUUAAUGAGCAGCAGAGGGGCUGCAGGAGGAUGUUGUGGUACUUUAAAGGGAGAAAACACGAGCAUACAUCAUCGUCCACAUCACCAGGAAGAUUCAAAAAGGCAGCCUAGCACUUAGAUGCUGAUACAAACUGCUGGAAAAGUCAUUUGUCAUAAUGUCAGUUUCCUUGUUCCUUAUGCAAAGCUGUUGUUUUUCCAGGUGUCGCACCUUCAGGUUACUGUGGUAUAAGAGCAUCUAGUUUAAAAGAUGUAUGAACUAACACGUGUGAAAGCAUGCACAGGAAUAAUUUAUUAAAAAUCACUGCAAGGAAAUCUACAGAAAUUCUUGUAAAGAAAGUAGGUACUGCUUGGGAGAAUGGUGCUUUGGCAAUUAUUCAGGAAUUUCCUUCUUUUUUUAAAAGGUGACUGCUGGCUCUAUUACUCUUAAUAUCUACAGUUUUGUACACAUUUAUGAAAAUAAAUGUACUGAAGAGCAA
This is a messenger RNA of Amphiprion ocellaris (clown anemonefish), 3299 nucleotides long. RefSeq names its product DEAH (Asp-Glu-Ala-His) box polypeptide 32a (gene dhx32a). Gene Ontology annotation, cellular component: spliceosomal complex; intracellular anatomical structure. Bases 270 to 2471 code for a protein of 733 amino acids. NCBI's taxonomy places the organism in Eukaryota, Metazoa, Chordata, Actinopteri, Pomacentridae. Gene Ontology annotation, molecular function: RNA binding. The transcript has 11 exons. The record is from RefSeq and is a predicted model, not a curated record.